AUGGCAUUCAACGGCCCCACCGAUGAUGCCUUCCCCUUGCCCUCGCAAGAGGACAAGUUCACCGUGUCGCAUCUGCAGAAGGGCUUCAAGAUCAGUGCACGAAAGCUCCCUAUCUCGAAGUCGGGACCAAUUGACGACAUGUCCAAAAAGCUGGGCAUCCCAGUGCCGGAGAUGAUCUUCGGGAAUAACAUGGUAUCAAUUGAGCAUGUGGCUACGAGAUGGCGAUUAGAGUUCAAUGCCUUCGAUGCUCUAGACCAAGUCGACAAGACAGACAAAAACAUGCUGAAGGUUGCAUAUUCCAAGGAAUGGUCAAGUAGCAGAGAAAAAACGCAUGAAGGCAUCAAGGAAGUGGUUAAGCCUUUCGACUGGUCCUACUCAACGAAUUACAAAGGCACAAUAACGAACGGCAAGCCUUUUGAAGACAGCGAGGAGCUAAUCCCACUCGAACUUUUAAAACGACCUGACCCGAUACUAUUCUUCGAAGAGGUGUUGCUCUAUGAAAGCGAACUGGACGAUAAUGGCAUAUCCCUAUUCUCUUGCAAAUUACGAGUGAUGCCUGACAGAAUGCUGCUUCUGUGUCGGCUUUUUAUGAGACUGGACAAGGUUCUCGUCAGGAUUCGAGAUACAAGGAUCUACGUAGACUUCAAUACCGGCAAGGUCAUAAGAGAUUAUACCGAGAAGGAGGAGGAGUUUGAUACUGUUAGGAAGAGCCUUCUUUCCUCGGGUACGCUGCCUAAUGAUAUUACCAUCGCAUUGCGGGAUCCCAACCAGCUUGCACAUCUAUUACCAGAAGUUGCCCAUACUACAGAGGCUUUGAAUCUGCCUUGA
Lachnellula hyalina is the source of this 828-nucleotide messenger RNA. It is a transcript of the gene tiprl, whose product is annotated as TIP41-like protein. The coding region runs from base 1 to 828 and encodes 275 amino acids. The record is from RefSeq and is a predicted model, not a curated record. Gene Ontology annotation, biological process: TOR signaling. Lineage: Eukaryota; Fungi; Ascomycota; Leotiomycetes; Helotiales; Lachnaceae. Gene Ontology annotation, cellular component: cytosol. The transcript has 3 exons.